This is a messenger RNA of Elaeis guineensis (African oil palm), 1404 nucleotides long. RefSeq names its product probable arabinose 5-phosphate isomerase. Gene Ontology annotation, biological process: carbohydrate metabolic process; carbohydrate derivative metabolic process. Gene Ontology annotation, molecular function: carbohydrate derivative binding; isomerase activity. The record is from RefSeq and is a predicted model, not a curated record. Lineage: Eukaryota; Viridiplantae; Streptophyta; Magnoliopsida; Arecales; Arecaceae.
CUAGAAGAGCUUUAAGAGCACUAAUAAUAUAAGUUAUUAUUAGUUACAUACAAAUGGGUUCCCUCGCCCCUCCCCGCUCUCCGCCACCCGCAACGGCCGCCCAGGUCGGCGGCUCCACCCAUAACAAACACCCAAGCCCGCUAUGUGCCGACGGGCUCCGGCGUCUCUUCGAGGCGCAGCAGCGGCACCUGAAUCACUUCUUCGACAAGCUGGACUUCCGGCAGGCACUGGCCUUCGCCCAGGCCCUCCUCGACGCCCCCGGCGGCGUCUUCUUCUCCGGCGUCGGUAAGUCCGGCCUCAUCGCCCGGAAACUCUCCCAGACCCUCGCCUCUCUGGGCUUCGCCCGCGCCGCCUUCCUUCCACCCGUGGACGCCCUCCACGGCGACAUCGGCGCCCUCUGCUCCGCCGACGUCCUCGUCCUGCUCUCCAAGUCGGGGUCGUCCGACGAGCUCCUCCGCCUCGUGCCCUGCGCGCGGGCCAAGGGGGCAUUCCUCGUCUCGAUGACCUCCGUGGAAGGCAACCGCCUCGCCGCGCUCUGCGACAUGAACGUCCACCUUCCCCUCGAGCGCGAGCUCUGUCCCUUCGAUUUGGCACCCGUCACAUCGACGGCCAUCCAGAUGGUGUUCGGCGACACCAUCGCCGUCGCCCUCAUGGCCGCCCGCCGCCUCACCAAAGAGCAGUACGCUGCGAACCACCCUGCUGGCAAGAUUGGCAAGCGCCUCAUCUUCAAGGUGAAAGAUGUCAUGAAGAAGCAGGAGGAGCUUCCAAUCUGCAAGGAAGGAGAUCUGAUAAUAGAUCAGCUGAUGGAGUUGACAAGCAAAGGGUGUGGAUGUUUGCUUGUUGUGGAUGAUGAGCACCAUCUGAUCGGGAUAUUUACGGAUGGUGAUCUCCGGCGUACACUUAGGGACAGCGGUGAGGCCAUCUUCAAGCUCACAGUGGGUGAAAUGUGCAACAGAUGCCCAAGAACAAUCAACCCUGAUGCGAUGGCGGUGGAAGCAAUGCAGAAAAUGGAAUCUCCUCCAUCUGCUGUGCAGUUUUUGCCAGUGGUCGACGAUCAGAACAUUGUGAUUGGGAUUGUUACCCUCCAUGGACUGGUCUCUGCAGGCCUGUAAAUCUCCAAGGCCUCUUGAUAAUUAAUGUUGUGUUUGUUAGGUCCAUGUGAUGAUCUGGUUGGAGUUCACCACCCCUUUUGAUGGACUGAAUAGGCCAUGUUAUCUGGGAAUUACUUCAGUCCCAUACUUCCCUCUCUUUCUAGCUUUUUCCGUGUUUUGUUUCUUUCUCUCAGUCCUUUGGAGCUCUGUACUUCCAGCUGCCUUGAGCUGCUUGGAAGUGGGGUCUGAGGUGAUUGACGCACUGUUGUAUUCAGCUUUUGAACAUGUGAGCUACACUAAAAUAUAAUAAGAA